UGACCUGAAGAGGUAGUGGAGCUGAAAAAGUCAGUUGAGUCUAGCAGAGAAUUGAAGUUUUUGUUCACUUGGCUUAAGCAUCAGUGAUACAGUAAAUGAGACUGAAGGGUAGUGAUCAAAGGUUUAAACUGUGUGUUUAUUUUAGCGCUGCUGGGACAUCGCCCUGGGGCCCCUCAAACAGAUUCCAAUGAACCUCUUCAUCAUGUACAUGGCAGGCAAUACCAUUUCCAUCUUCCCUACUAUGAUGGUGUGUAUGAUGGCCUGGCGACCCAUUCAAGCACUUAUGGCCAUUUCAGCCACUUUCAAGAUGCUGGAGAGUUCAAGUCAGAAGUUUCUUCAAGGUUUGGUCUAUCUCAUUGGGAACCUGAUGGGUUUGGCAUUGGCUGUUUACAAGUGCCAGUCCAUGGGACUGUUGCCUACACAUGCAUCAGAUUGGCUAGCCUUUAUUGAGCCCCCUGAGAGAAUGGAGUUCAGUGGUGGAGGAUUACUUCUGUGAACCCAAGAAAGCACCAUAUAUAUGGACCUCGUUUGCAUUUUUAAGCUGUUGACUCCUAAAUAUCCUCACUUAAAAUAAUCAUGCAUGUUGAAAAGAGCAAAAAAGCUUGCAUUUUUUCCAUGGUGAGGAGAGAGAUUCUACAAGGACAGUGUGCAGCAUGUUAUAGCAGAAAAGAAACUAUAGCACAACUUAUGACUGAAAAUAAUGUAGAAAACUUUAUUUAUGUUCCCAGCACAGAGCAAGACAAACAAAACCAGACUCUAUGUAAACAAAAGAAUAGCAGCUGCUGAGUAGCAGCAUCUCCUUUCAAUAAAUUAAAUGGUUGAGAACAAUGCUUUAAUGUUU
This is a messenger RNA of Grammomys surdaster, 841 nucleotides long. RefSeq names its product ER membrane protein complex subunit 4. Gene Ontology annotation, biological process: protein folding in endoplasmic reticulum. The record is from RefSeq and is a predicted model, not a curated record. The coding region runs from base 188 to 496 and encodes 102 amino acids. Lineage: Eukaryota; Metazoa; Chordata; Mammalia; Rodentia; Muridae. The transcript has 3 exons. Gene Ontology annotation, cellular component: EMC complex.